Molecule: messenger RNA, 1870 nt
Organism: Cebus imitator (Panamanian white-faced capuchin)
Lineage: Eukaryota; Metazoa; Chordata; Mammalia; Primates; Cebidae
Gene: NCMAP
Product: non-compact myelin associated protein
Exons: 5
Coding region: 263-571 (102 amino acids)
Biological process (GO): regulation of myelination; peripheral nervous system myelin formation
Cellular component (GO): plasma membrane; Schmidt-Lanterman incisure; paranode region of axon
Molecular function (GO): structural constituent of myelin sheath
Source: RefSeq, a predicted model, not a curated record
CAGGCAGGGAGCGCGGCGGGGCCGGCGGGAGGCCGAGCGGGGCUCGACAGAGCAGGAACAGAGAUGCAAUUGAGAGCCCUCGCUCCCUGAUGAGGCAAGAUACGCUCUGAGAUUCCCCACUGUUCUCUGAGAGAGAAGAGCAACUGGGCCCAUCUAAAAGACAGUCUGCACCUGGAACUCGGCACCCAGGAGGUCACCCCUGCAGGACCUGUGGCGGAGCGUACGCCCUGGUGGCCUUAGGUGGCUGCAUUACUGGAUCGAGAUGACCACGGCCACUCCUCUGGGGGAUACCACCUUCUUCUCAUUGAACAUGACCACGAGGGGAGAAGACUUCCUAUAUAAGAGUUCUGGAGCCAUUGUUGCUGGCGUUGUGGUGGUUGUCAUCGUCAUCUUCACCGUGGUUCUGAUCCUGCUGAAGAUGUACAACAGGAAAAUGAGGACGAGGCGGGAACUGGAGCCCAAGGGCCCCAAGCCAACUGCCCCUUCUGCCAUGGGCCCAAACAACAACGGCAGCCAACAGCCUGCGACUGUGACCUUCAGCCCUGUUGACGUCCACGUGGAGACUCGGUGACCUCUACCCUGGUGCUAUCUCCACUACUGUCCAAAGAGCCUCUCCAGAGUCAAGCCCCAGAGGCACACUCUCUGGCAGCUUGACAAUGAGUUUCUCCUGGUCAGGUCAACAGAAACAUCUUUUACGCAAUUUCUGAUGCUUCCAGCAAUUUUCAACCUCGUCUCCCCUGCCCUACCCCAACUAUGUCCACAUCCCCUCUGCCACCCCACCAAAAAGCUCCAGAACAUUCUUUUGUCAUCUGAUGAAGUAGAGCUAUGUUGGGAAUCCACUCAUGUGGGCUUGGCUUUCCCCCACGCUAUAGUUAGACAGAUAGACCAACAGACAGAUAGCCCAGGAGCCGGGUGUCAGGGAGCACUGCUGAGAGCAUCGCAAUAUGAUCUGUCACGGGGUUCAUAUCAGAAUAAGCGCCGUAUCCACAGCUUCCCAGAGCAAAACAUCCAAUCCCAUAACCAGGCACAGGGGAACUAACUUGGACUGACUAACCAGAAAACCUUGUUAAUCUAUAACUUGUUCUAGUACUAGAUGUCUGCCUGCUGACUAAUGAUGACUGCUUAGCACAUUUUUCCCUCUUGAAGAAAGAUUGCAAGAAGAACUAAAUUCUUCCCAAAAGAUUUCUGCUGCAUUAGUAAAGAGUCAGUGAAGGAACAGGGUGACGCUGCAGAAUAGUGGCCUCUAGCCUAAGAGCUUGUUGCAUUGUCCGUGGGCCUGGAACGAUCCUGGGGGCUCAGCAGGCUCCUUCUCCCACCCUGGACUGGGGCAACCCUGACUCUGUCUCAGUUCUUGGCUCCCCUUUAUCUGGAUUCUCAGCAACCUUGACUGUCCUGUUAAUACCUUACCUCCAAGGACCAAUAUUUGGAGAUUAAUUGGAUUCCAGCUCUAUCAAUGUUAUCUAUGACCUUCCUGGUCACCUUCAGAGGUUCAAGACGUGUUCAAAGUACCACGUUCACAACCCAUUUCUAUUCUACGGAGAUCUCAUCUCUGACUCCUUAGCCUGGAGAACAACCUACCAAAAAGAGAAAGUAUCUGGAAUUAAGAAGUCCUACCAUCCAAGCCCUGCUUCCUGGCUGUGUGGCCUUGGAAAAAUGACUCAACCUCUUCAUAUUCAGUUUCCAAACCAUGAAGUGGACAUGAUAACCGGCGCCGCACUGGGGCACUAUAACAAGUGAAGGGCUUAGGAAAACACCUUGAUUAUAGUGCCUGGCACCCAGGAGAUGCUUAAUAAAUGGGAACCAGGAUUCUUUUUUUUUUUGUUUUUUGUUUUUCGUUUUUUUGAGAUAGAAUCUUUGUCACCUCGGCUGG